GCCCAAGCCUGCGAAGACGCUUCCGAGGGAGGGGAGCUCCGGAUGGGGCAGUGAGGGGGAGAGGGCGCGCCCCGGGGAAGUUCCCUGCAGCUGGGGCACGGAGCCGGGCGCACACGUGGGCCGAGCCCUCCAGCCGCGCGGAGCCCGCCGGCCUGAGCAGACGCGCGCCGUCCGGGCUAGGGGGGCUUGGAGACGCUCCCUUCGUCCAUUGCAGCCAUGGCUUUGAAGGACACGGGCGGCGGCAGCAGUAGCAUCCUACCCAUCAGUGACAUGGGGUCCUCCUCCGCCGCGCCGUCCUGCUCGCCCUUCCCCGAGGUGGUGGAGCUGAACGUGGGCGGCCAGGUGUAUGUGACCAAGCACUCCACGCUGCUCAGCGUCCCGGACAGCACCCUGGCCAGCAUGUUCUCCCCGCGCCGGGGCAGCCAGGCGGCCGCCAGGGAGCUGCCCAGGGACAGCCGGGCGCGCUUCUUCAUCGACCGCGACGGCUUCCUCUUCAGAUACGUGCUGGAUUAUCUGCGGGACAAGCAGCUGGCCCUGCCCGAGCACUUCCCGGAGAAGGAGCGGCUGCUGCGGGAGGCCGAGUACUUCCAGCUGGGGGAGCUGGUCAAGCUGCUCUCCCCCAAGGUCACCAAGCAGGGCUCGCUCAACGACGAGGGCUGCCAGAGCGACCUGGAGGACAGCAACUCGCAGGGCAGCGGCGACCUCCUGCUGCGGACGGCGGCCGGGGCCGCUCUGGAGAAGCGCUCGGGCUUCCUCACCGUGGGCUACCGGGGCUCGUACACCACGGUGCGGGAGAACCAGGCGGACGCCAAGUUCCGCAGGGUGGCCCGGAUUAUGGUGUGCGGCAGGAUAGCGCUGGCCAAGGAGGUGUUCGGGGAGACGCUCAACGAGAGUCGGGACCCCGACCGGCCCCCGGAGAAAUACACCUCCCGCUUCUACCUCAAGUUCACCUACCUGGAGCAGGCGUUUGACCGGCUCUCGGAGGCCGGCUUCCACAUGGUGGCUUGUAACUCCACCGGCACCGCCGCCUUCAUCAACCAGUACAGGGAGGACAAGAUCUGGAGCAGCUACACCGAGUACAUCUUCUACAGACCACCUCAGAGAACAGUGUCUCCCAAACAGGAACAUGAAGAAAGGAAGCAUGACAAAGUCACAGACAAAGGAAGCGAAAGUGGGACUUCCUGCAAUGAGUUGUCCACCUCUAGUUGUGACAGCCAUUCAGAGGCUAGCACCCCUCAAGAAAAUGCUGCUAGCACCCAACAGUCAACAGCACACCAGCCAAAUACUCUAACUUUGGAUCGUCCAUCAAAGAAGGCCCCAUUGCAGUGGAUGCCACCUCCAGACAAACGCAGGAACAGUGAACUCUUUCAAACUCUCAUUAGCAAGUCUAGAGAAACAAAUCUUUCUAAAAAGAAGGUAUGUGAGAAGCUGAGUGUUGAAGAAGAAAUGAAAAAAUGUAUUCAAGAUUUUAAAAAAAUCCAUAUUCCAGAUUACUUUCCAGAGCGCAAACGGCCAUGGCAGUCUGAACUCUUACAAAAAUAUGGGUUAUAGUUAAUUGCCUCCCUCAUGAAGUAUCUCUGGUGCAUUUGAUGUUUAUUAAAGUUGCCACUAUCCUACUGCUGUCCUCCUUAUGGUCCACUCUGCAGUCAGAGUGAUUCCUGCUGCUUAUUUCUUUCUGUGAACAGUGGAUGUUGGAUAGUUCAUGGUUUACUUAAAAAAAAAAAAAACAAAAACAAGAUGAAUCUGGUCUAAACCAUUUUAUAUUAGUAAAACAAAAUGUGCAUGAUCAAGAAAGUUGGUUUUCACACUAUAAUCAUCUGGGAUUCAUUGUCAUUUUGUAACUCAUCAAAUAAAAAACCCAAUCAUCAGAUCACUGCUCACUUUAUGUCAUCAGUAAAAAUGACUCAACCUUGCUAUGGAUGGAGAGAAACAGGGUUUUAAAUUUGAUAGGACUGGUUACAGAACCAAAUCCCAAUACUCUUUCAAUGUUAAUGCAAUAAAGCAAAUAUCUAUUUUGCAUGAGCACAAUGUUACAAAUAAAUCACACAAGAACAAGAGGUUUGUCUGUUGCUUGGGUAAAUAUUUGUUUAAUGCCAAGCCUAUAAGCGUAAAAUGUCUUGGGGAUUGAAUUUGCAGAUCUGUGAUUUUUUUGUGUGUACAGUGUUCUGUAUGUAAGGAUGGUGUAAAUAUGCCUUAUACUGUUUCAUUAUUGCACCAACAUUCAUCUAUUAGUGCUUGUCAGAACUAUUUCUGUGAAAUGCAAACUUAAUGGCAGAUUGUGAAAACUGGUUUGAUGGUCUGAAAGUUUCUGUUAUCAUGUUAGUCAACAAAAUUGGAGAAAAAUAAAAAAGACAUUAAUGUAUUUAUUAAAAAGAACCAUCUGGUAGAUUUUCUCGGCUAUCAUUGUCUUCUUUGA
Messenger RNA from Chrysemys picta bellii (western painted turtle), 2416 nucleotides. RefSeq names its product potassium channel tetramerization domain containing 8 (gene KCTD8). Gene Ontology annotation, molecular function: protein binding. Gene Ontology annotation, biological process: regulation of G protein-coupled receptor signaling pathway; protein homooligomerization. Gene Ontology annotation, cellular component: signaling receptor complex. The record is from RefSeq and is a predicted model, not a curated record. NCBI's taxonomy places the organism in Eukaryota, Metazoa, Chordata, Testudines, Emydidae.